Molecule: messenger RNA, 669 nt
Organism: Aspergillus versicolor CBS 583.65
Lineage: Eukaryota; Fungi; Ascomycota; Eurotiomycetes; Eurotiales; Aspergillaceae
Exons: 2
Coding region: 1-669 (222 amino acids)
Source: RefSeq, a predicted model, not a curated record
AUGCGGGUCCUUGUAAUCGGCGGCACCGGACGAUGCGGCAAAAUCGCUAUAGAUGAACUACUCAAUAAAGGGCAUCAAGUGGUUGCACUGGCUCGAAACCCUUCUGCACUGGGAGAAGCCCGACCCGGAUUAACGGUCCUCAAAGGAACACCGACAGAACUGUCAGACGUCAGGGCAGCAUUCCAACCUAUGCCUCCAGACGCCGUGAUUGUUACUCUGAGUGCACCCCGGGCCAGCGACAGUCCCUUCGCAGCCCCCAUAUCUCCACCAAGGUUACUGACAGAUUGCAACACCAACGUCAUAACCGCAAUGAAAGAGUACGGGGUCCGCAAGAUCGUCAUUCUCCAAGCAUUUGGAGUCGGCGAAUCCUGGGAUAACAUGAGCUGCGUGCUGCAGCUGCUCAUGGGCAAGACCAACAUGAGCUACCAGUAUGAUGACCACAAUGCCACGGCGAAGGUGGUUAGAGAGAGUGGACUUGACUAUGUCUUUGUCUGGCCAUCACGACUUGUUGAAACGACGGAAAAAGAUGUCAAGGUGUGGCCAAAGAAUGGGAAGGGGGUGCCGCUGAUGGCAACGACGAGCAGAAUUGGAGUUGCGCAGUUCUUGGUUCAGGCUGUUGAAAGCGAUAUGUGGGAUCGGUCUGCUGCUGUUAUCACUACCAGUCAUUGA